CCUCCAGAAGGCUCCAUCGAGCCUCCGGGGCACCAUCCAGCCUCCUUGGGCACCAUCCAGCCUCGGGGCAUCAUCCAGCCCCUCGGGGCACCAUCCAGCCUCCAGGAAACCACACCCCUCAAGGUGCACCCUCGGCCUCCGGGGCACCUCCCAGCUUCAGGAAACCGGGCAGCCUCCAGGAAACCACACAGCCUCCAGGAAACCAUGCAGCCUCCACCUCCGGGAGCACUCCAGCCUCCAGGAAAACCAUCAGCUCAGGAAAACCCCACAGCCUCUGGGACCACCACUCAGCCUCCAGGAGCACCUCCCAGCCCAGGAGCACCAUCCAGCCUCCAGGGGCACCAUCAAGCCUCCAGGAGCUCCACCCAGCCUCCUGGAACACCAUCCAGAAUCCAGGAAACCACCCAGCCUCAGGAAACUACCCAGACUCCGGGCACCACCCAGCCUCGGGGCACCUCCCAGCUUCCAGGAAUCCAGGCAGCCUCCAGGAAACCACACAGCCUCCAAAACCACCCAGCCUCCAGGAGCACCACCCAGCCUCCGGGAGCACCCAGCCUCGGGAGCACUACCCAGCCUCUGGGGCACCAUCCAGACUCCGGGAGCACCACCCAGCCCCCGGGAGCACCACCAGCCUCUGGGGGCACCAUCCAGACUCCUUGGGCACCAUCCAGCCUCCGGGGCAUCAUCCAGCCUCCUGGGGCACCACCCAGCCUCCAGGAAACCCACACAGCCUCAAGGUGCCCCUCGGCCUCAGGCACCUCCCAGCUUCCAGGAAGCCAGGCAGCCUGCGGGCCUCCCAGCCUCGGGGACCCACCCAGCUUCCGGAAGCACCAUCCAGCCUCCGGGAGCACCACCCAGCCUCCAGGAAAUCACACAGCCUCAAGGGCACCCCCGGCCUCCCGGGGCACCUCCCAGCUUCCAGGAAUCAGACUCCGGGAGCACCCAGCCUCCGGGCACUACCCCAGCCUCUGGGGCACCAUCCAGACUCCGGGGCACCACAGCCUCUGGGGCACCACCCAGACUCCGGGAGCACCACCCAGCCCGGGCACCACCCAGCCUCUGGGGCACCAUCCAGACUCCUUGGGCACCAUCCAGCCUCCGGGGCAUCAUCCUCCGGGGGCACCACCAGCCUCCAGAAACCAGGCAGCCUGCAGGGGCACCUCCUGCCUCCGGGGACACCACCCAGCUUCCGGGAGCACCUAG
Molecule: messenger RNA, 1203 nt
Organism: Homarus americanus (American lobster)
Lineage: Eukaryota; Metazoa; Arthropoda; Malacostraca; Decapoda; Nephropidae
Product: basic salivary proline-rich protein 1-like
Exons: 3
Source: RefSeq, a predicted model, not a curated record